Molecule: messenger RNA, 1631 nt
Organism: Closterium sp. NIES-67
Lineage: Eukaryota; Viridiplantae; Streptophyta; Zygnematophyceae; Desmidiales; Closteriaceae
Source: the annotation of a GenBank genome assembly
UCAAGUUCGAGUUUGUGCGCACUGAGGAGCAGGCAGCUGAUUUCUUGACCAAGGUGCUGCCAAGGGCCAACUUUGAGUACUGCAAGGAGAAGGUUAGGUCAUCCGUCCUACAGCGGGAGAAGUCCGCCGUAGGCCCCUACGAAGCUCCCUCGAAGGCCCCUAUUGUUCACGUGGCGUCUGAUCGCCACGUGGCACGACGACCAUGUACUCUGAUGCGGCUCAUAUAUUUAGGAAUUCCGUUCCGCACGCCUCUGCCUGUUUACCGUACUGUAUAGGUCGUAAGCACCACCUGGGGAUCACCACGAGGUUCUUGGCCCUCGCUCGUCGUAGUUGCCAUGGCUCCUCGCGUCCAUCGCACCCGAACAGCUCUCCUCGUUCUGCUCGCAGCAUGCGUUGCCAGGGCGGCGUGCGCGUGGUACGUCCCGCCACCGGGGACGUCGUUCGUCUGGCACCUUAGCGGCGCAGACUCUGACGUGGAUCCGCGCCACCCCGCCAAGGUGUACACGGUGGACGCGAGUCUGGCGGCCAGCACCAUGGCGAGGCUGCGGCGCGCGGGCAAGCGGGUGAUGUGCUACAUCAGCUUCGGCACGGCGGAGGACUGGCGCGGUGACUACCACCAGUUCCCCAACGCCGCGCUCGGCGGGCUCGUGUGCCGGGGCGAUGAGUGCGCGGACGUGUGGCCCGGGGAGCGGUGGGUGGACGUGAAGAGCGCGGCUGUGCGCGCCAUCAUGGAGGCCAGAGUGCAGGCGGCCAAGAGCAAGGGGUGUGACGGGGUGGACCCGGACAACAUUAAUGCGUACAGCAACAACAUCACGGUGCAGGCCGUCACUGACUUCACCGUCACCGAAGACGACCAGUACGACUAUAACUCCUGGGUCGCCAACACCGUGCACAAGUACGCCAUGUCGGUGGGGCUGAAGAACCCCGGGUCGCUGGCGCCCUCGCACAUGGCGGGGCUGUUUGACUGGGCGCUCAUCGAGAGCUGCAGCUACUACAGCGACUGGGGCGGCGGGGAGUGGUACAGUGGCAAGUACCAGUGCGACUACGCCAACGAGUUCAUCGUGCGCAGCAAGGCCGUCUUUGCCAUCGAGUACGCUGAGCAGUGGGGCACGUCUGCUACCACCGUCAACGGCAUGCGCUUCCCACAGGGACUAUGUGCGGACAGCAAUGCGCACGGCUUCACCACCAACCUGUGCACCUUUGAUCUGGGCCUGGGCCCGCGCUACCGCUUUGCCAACUGCCCCUUGCACAAGCCCGCAGGGUGCGAUGGCGUGUGGAGGCAGUGUGUGAAGGAGCAGGUGUACCGCAAGUACCAGCAGCGGCACAUGGAGCGCUGGGACGCUGUGGGGCAGUGCAUGAGGGCCAGGAGAGCAGCCUGCAAGUACAAGGCGUGACUCUGGGGAUAUCAGUGCCAGGUCGUUCUAGGUGUGGUGCUAUGGCCUGCCGCCAUGUGUGUAUAGCUCGCUGGACGGAUUCCUGGAUGUGCUCUUGGUCUCAGACAGCAUCCCUUAUUCCAGGAAUCGCCCCAUGGGGGAUUGUCCAUGGCUAAUGAGUAGCGGUCUAGCAGACUUCAGUCCAUGGCCAAUGCGGUAUGCCCUGCUGUAAAUUUGUACUGCCCAGCGCAAACACAA